UACGCGGAACCAAACAGUUGAUUGGUGCAUUUGCAAAAAACCGGCAGAAGACAAAAGUGGACGAACAAUAAUAAUACAGUAGCCACUGGAAUAGCAACUGUUCAUUUGCCAGGAGCCCAGUGAUAAAUGAACCAUGGUAGAUCCUGACUAUGACAACAUAGAUGAGGAGACCUUUCCUCCUCUCCCACCUCCCUUCUCACCAGGAGAGGGAGGAGAUCCUUUUACAGGGGAGGAGGGCGGAGAGAUCUCCAAGUUGGCCGAAGUCCCUGCUGCCAAGAGGAGAGGCGUGAAGAGACCACAGCCUAAACUGGACUCUCAGAGGCUGACAUCAGAAAGAGGACUUCCGGCUCUUCGCACCCUGUUUGACAACGUUCAUUUCAAAGGCAAAGGACAUGAGGCUGAGGACUUACGGGUGCUGAUGCAGAGGAUGGAGAACUGGGCUCACAGGCUGUACCCCAAACUACAGUUUGAAGACUUCAUAGACAAACUGGAGACGCUAGGCGGCAAGAAAGAAGUCCAGACCUGUCUCAAGAGAAUACGGUUGGACAUGCCGUUAAUACAUGAAGACUUCAUAGGAGACGCCGGUGAGGACGACGCCGCGGUGUCGAGAGACGGACGUGUCGUCAACCAUGACGACCCAGACCCGUUUGGAGAUGGGGGUUUCGCUGAAGACCCCUCAGGACUGGUCCCCUCUACCCCAGCCGCUGCUCCCUCCCUGUUCCCUUCCUCCCAGGCUGGCCCGGUCCACUCCACCCCAGCCGCUGCUCCCUCCCUGUUCCCUUCCUCCCAGGCUGGCCCGGUCCACUCCACCCCAGCCCCCUCCCUGACAGAGGAACAGCAGAGACGUAUAGAACUCAACAAACGGCUUGCCUUAGAGCGGAGACUGGCCCGCAUGCAGCAACACACAGAUGGCUCCCAGGAGGUUACCUCCAGCCAGUCAGCAGACGGACCCUCUACCUCCCAGCCCCAGGAGAUGGCCUCCAGCCAGUCAGCAGACGGACCCUCUACCUCCCAGCCCCAGGAGAUGGCCUCCAGCCAGUCAGCAGACGGACCCUCUACCUCCCAGCCCCAGGAGAUGGCCUCCAGCCAGUCAGCAGACGGACCCUCUACCUCCCAGCCCCAGGAGAUGGCCUCCAGCCAGUCAGCAGACGGACCCUCUACCUCCCAGCCCCAGGAGAUGGCCUCCAGCCAGUCAGCAGACGGACCCUCUACCUCCCAGCCCCAGGAGAUGGCCUCCAGCCAGUCAGCAGACGGACCCUCUACCUCCCAGCCCCAGGAGAUGGCCUCCAGCCAGUCAGCAGACGGACCCUCUACCUCCCAGCCCCAGGAGAUGGCCUCCAGCCAGUCAGCAGACGGACCCUCUACCUCCCAGCCCCAGGAGAUGGCCUCCAGCCAGUCAGCAGACGGACCCUCUACCUCCCAGCCCCAGGAGAUGACCUCCAGCCAGUCAGCAGACAGACCCUCUACCUCCCAGCCCCAGGAGAUGGCCUCCAGCCAGUCAGCAGACGGACCCUCUACCUCCCAGCCCCAGGAGAUGGCCUCCAGCCAGUCAGCAGACGGACCCUCUACCUCCCAGCCCCAGGAGAUGGCCUCCAGCCAGUCAGCAGACAGACCCUCUACCUCCCAGCCCCAGGAGAUGGCCUCCAGCCAGUCAGCAGACAGACCCUCUACCUCCCAGCCCCAGGAGAUGGCCUCCAGCCAGUCAGCAGACGGACCCUCUACCUCCCAGCCCCAGGAGAUGGCCUCCAGCCAGUCAGCAGACGGACCCUCGACCAGGUCCUCCUCACACCCCUUCCCCAGCCAGCAGCAGCAGCAGGAUGAAGACCCGGACCAGGGAGACCCAGAGGACAAGGGCCAGACCGGACAGAGCUCUAAACACAGCUUCCCCUGCUGAAGCUGACUCCCUGGUGUGUGAGGGAGCAGUAGCCAGCCCCUAUACACACUGACCCAGCACUAUGGGACGCUGUCCUCUAGGACUGACAACUCAUCUGAGGAUGUUUUCUCAAUGAAGUUUAAACAAAUCUAAAACAUGGUCAUGUGUUGUCAACCAUUUUUACUCUUUAAUAAAUGUUGCCAUACGGGCCAAACAUUCUGUUGUAGAGCUCAUGUCCUGUUUCCUUUCCUUGUUGCUCUUCACAACGCCGUAGAAAACACACGACAAGCCGUAGAAAAAUAAAAUAAGUUGCUUUCUAUAAUAGACUGAUUGGCAGACAGGACAAUGUCCUCUCUCCACUAGUCUUGUGUAUUAUAACCUGUAGGAGUCUCUCUUGUUCAGAUCACUGUGUCUUGUAUUCAUGCUUUUAUUAAAACCUCUUGUCAUCAAUUCUAGCCUUUUUUCCUGUCCUAAAUAAAUAAAAUGUGAAUGUAUUUACCUGA
Molecule: messenger RNA, 2376 nt
Organism: Salmo salar (Atlantic salmon)
Lineage: Eukaryota; Metazoa; Chordata; Actinopteri; Salmoniformes; Salmonidae
Source: RefSeq, a predicted model, not a curated record